Molecule: messenger RNA, 1071 nt
Organism: Anolis sagrei ordinatus
Lineage: Eukaryota; Metazoa; Chordata; Lepidosauria; Squamata; Anolidae
Gene: OLR1
Product: oxidized low density lipoprotein receptor 1
Biological process (GO): cellular response to molecule of fungal origin
Molecular function (GO): (1->3)-beta-D-glucan binding
Source: RefSeq, a predicted model, not a curated record
AUGGCUGAAGAAGUCACUUAUGCUGAUCUGAAGUUCAUUACACUGCAGCAGAACAAAAAGGAUGAGUUCCACCAAACCAAAAGCAAAGCAUCUUCCCCAACGAAACCCCAUUGGCGAUCAGCAGCAAUCUCGCUUGCGAUCUUCUGCUUGGUUCUGCUUGGAACAGCUGGAACUCUGGGAUUCAUGGCUAUGCAGGCAUCACAGAUAGUGAGCAGUCAGAAGGAGAACCUGACCUUGCAGAAAGAGAUGCUUGAAAAUCUUCUCACAGAGCUGAAUGUUCUCCAAGCCCAGAAUCUAAACCUUUCAGAGACUGUCCAACAACUGUCAAACCACAGAGGCCGCCAAUGCAGCCCUUGCCCAGAAAAGUGGCUUCAGCGUGGAAACAACUGCUAUUUCUUUUCAACCAAGUGGAACACCUGGGACGAAGGCAAAUCUCAGUGCAUUACUCUUAACUCCAGGUUUCUUAAAAUAGAGAGUAAGGAAGAACUGGAGUUUAUUCUUGAAUCAGCACAGCCCUAUAAUUCUUACUGGAUUGGUUUAUUCCGCCGCAGAGUUGAAGGACCUUGGUUAUGGGAGGACAACAGUACCUUUAUCACUGACUUGUUUAACAUUCCUGAUGCUGGAUCCAGCAAUUAUCCCAUCUGUGUGUCUAUUCAGGGUGGGAAUCUAAUUGCUUCUGAUUGUUUAGGAUACCGGUUUAGCAUCUGUGAGAAAACGGCAGACCCAACUAAACCUGACCAUAAGUGAGAUGGAAACCUAAGUCAUAAUGCCCUUCAUUUAUUCUAUUCUGAGGACUUUGAGCAAAAAUAAUUUGUCUCUGUGUGUGUGUGUCUCAGAGAGAAAUUGUGCAUAUACAUGUGCAUAUCCUGGCAUACUCACAUGCACAAAUGUGUACAUGCAUGUUUGUUAAAAGGGUCCCGUUUCCCCACCACCACCACCACCACCACUGUAUUAAUUGAAUGAAUACGUGAAGGAGACCAUGUGAAAUUACCUCACUGAUUUGGCAGUCCACCAAUCUGUUUGUUAAACAUACUGUUGAGUCUCCUCAGGCUGAGUAGUUUUGUACCUACA